Klebsormidium nitens is the source of this 4472-nucleotide messenger RNA. NCBI's taxonomy places the organism in Eukaryota, Viridiplantae, Streptophyta, Klebsormidiophyceae, Klebsormidiales, Klebsormidiaceae. The record is from the annotation of a GenBank genome assembly.
AUUUUCUCCCACCUUGCUAGAUCUCAUGAGGAGGAAGCCAUUGACAGAGGAUUCAUCGUUCAGCAGCAGAAGCAGCUUCCGCAAAGAGAGGGGUACCAAGUUGCAGCGCUGUUCCAGGGCACUUUGAGGAUAGCUCUUCUUAUCUGAGUCAGGAGUGUAAGGGUAGUCAGAAGCGGCAGCUGGCAGAAAGAUAUUUGACAUUUCCGCCUGGCACAGAGUUUGCGGGUGCUGGAUUGCUGUGCCGACCAGCGGCUGCAUCAUUAUCUGUUUAAAGAUUGCAGAUUGUCAGGGCGUUACCAUGUCAGGUAACUCUUUGCAACUAGCUAGCUUGCAACUUCCAAAGUAGAAGCUAGCUCACAUUCUUAGAGGAGGAGGGUUUUUUGGAUGUGAAGGUGUGGUUACCAACACCGCUCAUGUUCAAGCCGUUUGUUUAGAAGUGCAUCCCUCGUGAGAAGAGCUUUCAAGAAGGCAGAAUGGAACUACCAAUGGUGCUCACACAGAGCGGUUCAGACCAGCUUUGGACCAGUGCAGCAUCAAGGCGUACCACCACUCGUGAAAGCCACGGACGAGGUGAUAACCCAGCUUCGCUGACAUCAGCCGCCCUCCCCGGUCUCCUUUCCGCUGGCACCUCCUCAAACUUCAUCGCCGACGACCCCAGCCCCUUCCCUUCCGGUUGCGCACAGCCGUCUUCCACUCCCCUCAUUCACUCCCAUAAGCCGACCCCCCAUUCAAAUGCUGACACCCCUGACACUGAAGGGCCCCUGGGGCCCACCUUUGUGGGGUCCGUUUACACCAUGGGAGACAGAGCCAGGAAGCAGAUGGUGUCUCUGGGCCCUGUGCAGAAGCUGCCCCCAGGAAACCCUCUCCCUGGCUUCUUGGAAGCGAUGAAUGACAUGCCGGUGGGGAGAGCGGUGGAGAAGGGACUCCUGUGGUGGGUCAACCGGGGCCGGGAGAAGCCGCGCUUCGAGUUCUUUUUGGACAAGGAGGCGGCAAGCCGCCAGGUCGACGUCACUAAAGCGGGCUGGCUCUUGUCGCCAGAGGUGUCGAGCAGCACGGUAGUGGAGUGUUCCCUCCAGGAUGCUUACAACUGCAUUAAGAUGGACUCAGAUGCCUUCAAGCUGGUUCCCAACAAGAAGCAGGUGCGCGCUGCAAAGCGCAUCCUUCGGAGGCAGUUUGGCUGGCGGGCAGCGCGGGGGUUCACUGGGACCCCUAUCUUCGUCGCGCACAACUUCAAUGUCGUGGUGCCGAGCGAAGACGGUGUGCGCUGGUACACCCCGUGCUUCCUGGACAAGUCCGCGCUCCACUCCGCCCUCGACCGCAGCGUCGACCUCCACUUUGAGGGCCUCAUCCGCACGCGCCGCGCGCAGCGCUACAGUUCCCUCGAUCCGGGGGCCCCCCCCGGCGGGCUAGGAGCACCCCCCUCCGAUGCGGACGGGCUCGAAGAGGACACCAGCCUGCUGGAACCGAGCGAUGUGAAGGAUCUGAUGGAGGAGGCCCCGUCUGGGACGAGCGCGGGAGUCGACAAGAUUCUGCUCAACCUGGCGGCGGUGUAUGCGCAGGACCUUUUCGACGACGUGGUACUCGGCAACAAGUGGGGCCGCAGCGCGGUGGGCCUCCAGCCGCACUUCUCCAUCUCAGUCGACAGCUUCGAGGACUGCGCCGCAGCUGCUGAGGCGGCCGCCAUCGCCCAGGAGCGGCUCAAGCAGGAGUUGGCGCACCGCUUGAAGGAGUCUGAGGGCGGGGCGACGGCGGAAUCCGGCGAGAGGGGCGGAAUCCGGCGGUGGGGACCGGAUGCCUUCAAGGACAGCGGGCCACCUGGCAGCAGCUUAUUGGGCGAUGUGGUGAGGGAAGUCGAAGCGAAACGGAACUCGGGGUUUGACGGGGGAGCGCGAGUGGGUUCCCAGGUUGGAAGCGGAAGUGAUGCGGGGAUGAAUGAGCAGGCAGACUCUCCGAGGAGUCGUGAGAAUCCGGAACGGACAAUUGGCACCGCGAAAGGUAAUGCGGACGACUUACUGGGAAGGGAUCCCGCCGACGGCGAUUACACAGGGGGCACUUCGGAUCAGCGGAACGGAAUCGACAGCGGAGUGGGCGCUCACUCUGCGGACGGUUCCAGCAGUCGGCGGACGGCUGGAGGAGCCGCGGACAAGCCGUGGUGGGAAAUCAUAAUGGACCAUCCGGCGUUUAAGCGGAACGGGCGAGAGGCCCUGUCCGGAAGCGGGCGGACCCGGGACGGAGUGGUUGUGAACAGAGGGCCGGGGUGGGAGAUCGUCCGACGGGGCCCCUUCUGGAACCGGCAGUACGUGUUGGAGCAGGUGGCAGAGGGUGCGGACGCGGGGGGGCGUUCGGCGGAGGGGCACGGGGUGCCGUCCGAAAAUUUGGGGAGUGGUACGGGGACCGGAAACGCGGAUGCAGAGAGGCGGAUUGGCGGGGGGCUUGGGAACGGGAGAAAAGCGAGUAGCGGGGAGGGUCUGAGGGCGGAAGAAGAGGGGGGAAGCGAACGACGGGACGAUAAUUCUGUGAGCUUAUCAUCCGCUAAGGGACACUCACAAGAGGCCGAAGGGGUUGCGCACUCGAAGAGUGCGUCUGAAGUUUCAGAUUCGCAUUCUGGGGAUCAGCCGGGUCGCUCGGUGGGGGUGCCCGGAAGCGGGGGACAUACACAGGCUGCGAGUGGCCGGUUCAUUAGUCAGCAAGAGUGGAACGCGGUCAAGGCUGCGGUCAAAGACACGCUGAAGGGGAGCCCGGGAACGAGCGCGGACGUGCGGCAGCAGAAGUGGGAGGCGCUCAAAGCUUCCGUCGAGGCGAAGCUGGCGCUGAAAUACCGGGAGAGAGGGGCGGGGCGCAGCGCAGGCGGGGGGACUUCUACGUCGUUUGAAGUGGAAGAACGUAGUCGGCCGGUUGGUGACGGUCCAGUAGAAAGCGGAAGACGUGUUGCUGGCAAGAGGGGGAGUUCUUCGACAGGGAGGACCGGUGUAACGGGCAACGUGCGGAAAACGGGCGACGGGAUCGAUGGGAAGAAGAAACAUCUGGACAUGGGCGUUACGGUGGAUCCGCGGUCCAAAGCGCGGCCUGGGGCGGCGGAAGCUGCGGCGGGGCAACUAGGUGUGGCGGGUGUUGUGCGCGACGAGGCCCGCAUGGCAUUGAUUGCGGUGAUGUCCGGAAGUCCGCAGGAGAAAAACCUGCAAGGGGCUCUGGACGCCGUGACUCGGGACAUCCAUGGCAAAAGCGCAAACGGUUCCGAAACGAGUAUGAUGUUUAUUGCAAAUGUGGGCUCGUUGUUUGUGCCGUUAGGGUCGCAAAGCGGAGGACCGCAAGGGGGGAUGCUUUGCAAGAGCGCAGGGAAUAGCUGCAAGCUGUCUGAGGUCUUUCCCGCCAAGUGGAUUGAGUCUCUGAGGGAUACUCUCGAAGACUUUACCUACCACGAUCCAUACGCCUUCAUCAUUAGUGAGGAGCGCUUCGACAUACCACCCUUUGACGAAAACGAGCUCACUUUCACCGACUUCAUGCUGGAGUCUCUCUCGCGGUGCAGCAAUCUGAAGCGGCUCAAAUUAUGCACGAGGAAGGUUUUUCGACACCAAGGAUGCUCAUGGCAGCUUUCCUUCCCCAACAACCUUUCCGAGUUGAGGCUCUCGAAUUGCAGCGGGGAUCAGUUGGUCGGGGUGCUGAACCAGGUUAGCUUGACACAGGCAUGCCCUUUUCUGAAGAGCCUUUCUCUUCAAGGGAGACUGGAAGGAACGCUGUGCUUGAACUUUGAGAGGUUGGAAAGCUUGAACCUCGACUUAGCUUCUCGUGCUGAAGCGCUUCGCAUCGACCUUACGUCCACCCCCAGCCUUCAGCGUAUUUCGCUGCGCUUCGAGGAGGAACAUAGGAAAAACGACGACUUCGAAGAAGAUCGGUUUACCUUGGUUGUCAGACACAAGCUGCUUUCGUUGACGGCUCUGGAUUUGAUCAAUGCUACUUGGGAGCAGACGGUUCAGCUGCUCGACAAUAGCCCCAGUCUUCAGGAUUUCACGUUCAAUCAAGGGGUACUGGGCUUGGAUGAUGACGAGAUGGAGAUCAACCUGACAGUGAUGCUUCAAAAAGUGGCAAUCUCAAAUCCUUUGCUGGAAUACCUCAAAGUGGAAACAUCCAAAUUGCCACCGAGCGGCCUGAUGGAGCGGGGUCCUAGCCUAAGGCACCUACGGCAUCUCAGGUUUUGUAAUCUCGAUAUUUUUGACCUUCUGGAAUUGACCAAGAAUCUGCAUAGCCUCCUUCCAAACUCCCCGCUUCUUGAGAAAGUCGCAGUUGAGGUAUACGUGAUGUUAGAUUCAGAAAGGAGUGAGGAAACGGAUGGCCUGAUUGACUCUAUGAACAGCUUCUUCAAGCUACAGAGAACAUUUCCAGGAGUGAUCUUUGAGCUUGAGAACAUGGAACGUUGACAUUGAGCAAUAUUAAGUGAGGUUCUUACCCCGCGACGCGCAUGUUCUUACGACUGA